Messenger RNA from Dunckerocampus dactyliophorus (ringed pipefish), 3847 nucleotides. RefSeq names its product integrator complex subunit 5 (gene ints5). The coding region runs from base 311 to 3337 and encodes 1008 amino acids. The record is from RefSeq and is a predicted model, not a curated record. NCBI's taxonomy places the organism in Eukaryota, Metazoa, Chordata, Actinopteri, Syngnathiformes, Syngnathidae. Gene Ontology annotation, biological process: snRNA 3'-end processing. The transcript has 4 exons. Gene Ontology annotation, cellular component: integrator complex.
UAAGUACUUGUUAAGGGUUAAAUAAAUAAAGUUACGACACGAAUGAUCAAUUUAUGCUACUACGAGUCCAACUAGAUUCGAUUGAAAGCAACAAAUAUUCCAAAGGGACACCAGAUGUCGCUAGUGAUCAUCAGUAGGCCCGCCGUGGUUUCCCUCGCGUCCAUCGAAGAAGAACCAAACUUCCGGCCAAGGUGCGCCCUUUACUUCAGUCCCUCACUGCGGUUUGACAGAGAAUACUGAGAUAAAGGCGUCUUUCUUGCGCACGUUGAAUGCCCCGUAGCCGCCGGGAGGUUUUUAAUGUCGAACGUGAAUGUUAAACGAGCAAAGCAUGUCGUUGGUGUUCGACGGGAGUCCACUGAAAGCGAUGCAGGGCUCACACACUCACACGCCGCAGACCGUCCUGAGUGGCCAGGAGCUGUCUCAGGAGAUCAAGUCCUUCAUCAGCGGCGUCGACACAGUCCAGGGACGCAAGCUCAGCGUCCGGGAGCACGCUCGCUGCGCCGUGCGCCUGCUGCGCUCGGUCCCGGCCUGUCGAGGAGCCGUGCUGGAGCACCUGAGGGGCGUCUAUGACGAGCACGUCUCCGUCUUCCUGCACACCCUGGAGAGGGAGGGUGACGCCGGUUCUGGCAUCAGCUCCAACCUGGAGGACAUCAUUCAGGAGGUUCAUGGCGUGCUGUCUGAGUUCAUCCGCCUCAACCCACGGGCUUGGGCCCCCCUCGUGGCCAGCUGGGCUGUAGACUUGCUAGGUCAGCUGAGCAGCAAGCACGCCGGUCGAAGGGUAGCCCCCCACUCCUCCAGCCUCAAUGAGCUUCUCCAGCUUUGGAUGUCCUGUGCUGCCACUCGGUGCCUCAUGGAGGCCUACUCUCAGUGCUUGGCCGCCAUGCUGGCAUGGUGUCCCGACGCGUGUGUGGACGCGCUGUUGGACACCUCCGUGCAGCAUUCGCCACAUUUCGACUGGGUGGUGGCUCACAUCGGCUCCGCCUUCCCCGGGACGAUAAUCAGCCGAGUCCUGGCCUGCGGACUGAAAGAUUUCUGCUCGUACGGCGCCAAGGACCAAGGGCUGGUGGUGAACGGAGUGGACAAAGGCAGCAAGGUACCAAAGAUCGGCUCGGUGGUGGGAAUCCUCGGACAUCUGGCCGCACAUCACUCGGACAGCAUCCGGAAAGAGCUGCUCAGGAUGUUCCAGGAGAGCUUGGGCCCUUCCAGCCCGUUGUCUCCUACUUCAUCCUCAACCUCCUGGGAAGGUUCCCCUCAGCUGCGUCGAGCCGCGGUCCCAUUUCUCCUCCAGUUGGCUGCAAUGUCCCCAAACCUCUUUGGCGCUGUGUCUGCAGAGUUGGUGGAGCUGCUGCGCCCUCCUGUCUUGCUGCAGUUGCACAGUUUGCUCCAGGGUCUCCCGAGAGAAGAACUGGAUAACAUGCUCGGCCUGGCCGUCCACCUCAUAUGCCAAAGCCCAUCAGGGGGAGCUCGGGUCCUCCGCUUCCUGGCAGACACGGCCACGCCAGCCUCAGUCAUCAUCUCCGGUCCUACACUGUCCCCCCACGAAGGUGUCAGAGAAGGCUGCGACAGCUUGCUGCAAAUGCUGCUUCUGCACCUCCACAAGCUGGUGUACAACCGCUCGGAAGGAGCAGACGGCAACCCCCACCACUCCCAUCAGCCGCAGCUUGUCAUCCCGUUCCUGGAGGAGCUGCAGACGCACGUUGGCGAGCUGUGCGCCGAGACCCUGAGACUGGAGAGAAAGCGUCACCUCUGGCUGCAUCAGCUUCUUUGCCUGCUGUCCGUGUACGGAGGCCCUAGCGUGGCCACAGAGACACUCUGUCAGCUCCUCACUCAGGCCCGCAACCCAGAGGAGCUGGCUCUGGCCUGGCAGCUUCACAACAACCUCUCGUCGUGCAUGGCGGGGCUGAUAUCGGCGGCCGUGGCUCACUGCGUGGCCCAGAUCCACACGCACAUCCUGGGGCCCCGGCAGCUGAGGCAGCUGCUGCUAAACUUGGCCACAGUUAUUCAGAGUCAAGAUGAAGACAGGAGAGGAACACCAGAUGCUCCAUCCACCAUGGCCGUCCAGGUGGGAUCCGCUGUCUCCGUGCACCUCCACGAUUUUGGCCCGCUCCUUCUCCACGGUGACCCAGCAGUGUCCCACGCUGCAGCACGUCUCCUGGCAGCCAGUCCGCUCCCUCGCGCCUCCUCCCCAGCACACCUCCUCCUGCUCUCGCGUGCUGCCGCUGCUCAUUUCUUUCUGGCACUGCGGCGGCAAGGGGAAGUGGGGAAGGCGGGGAGAGACGGCGGGCAAUCAGCCGAGGCCGUGAGCUGUUCCGUGCAGAUGCUGUCCCGUUUUGCCGCGUACUCCCCACUCACUCUCAAGGCAGUGCUUCAGCAGCUGGUGGAGGGAGUGCUGCAUAAAGGCAAUGCUGACCUAUUCGGAGGGCAGAUUGCUGACAUGGCGGGCACCCCCGUGCCAUCACGGUCAGGAUCCCCCGACCUGGGAGCCUCUCUGUUGGACAUCAACUGUCGUUUCGGGACGACUGUCAACUUCUCUGGAAGCGUCUGGUCUGUGUUUCACGCAGGGGUGAUCGGCAAGGGACUGAAGAUGCACACCACCAUACCCCAGCCCGACCCAUCAGGGGUCAUGCAGAACAUCCAGACUCUGCUGACUCUCGUGGUCCAGUGUUGCACCUCCUCCGGUCUCAACGGCUCACACCCACCGUCGGACCCCGACGAGCCACCGCCCAUCAACGCCGAAGCAGCCAAAGUUGUUGCCGGCACGCUGGUGGAGAGCGUAUGUCCGGAUGUGGCCAACGGGGAGCUGUCCUGGCCUCCAGAGGAGCACGCCCGCACCACAGUGGAGCGCGACAUUCACAUACGGCGCUGCUUCGAGGCCCACCCUGUACUCUUCCCCCUGCUGCAGGUGGUGGCAGCAGGACGCCCGGCUCUCUGCUACUGCUCGGCUGUGCUCAGAGGCCUGCUGGCCACCCUGCUGGCCCACUGGGAGGCAUCUCGUGAGGCCUCAUCUGCUGACUCCCCGUGGCACCUCCAGGCCUCCUGCCUCCUGGUGUCCUGCAUGGGAGAGGGCCAGCUGUUGCCUCCUGUGCUGGCUAACGUCCACGAGGCGUUUUCCCACCUUGCUCCCUUUGAGGUGAGACUGCUACUCUUGGCGGUGUGGGAGUACGUGAGGGCCAAUGGUCCCAUGCCUCAGAAAUUUGUCUUCAACCCGGAGAAGGGUCUGUUCUGCAGAGAUUUCUCUCGGGACGGUGACGUGGCACGAUAUGUGUCGCCCAUUCACAGUGUCCUGCACAAGAACAUUGACAGACUGGGACACCUCUGCUGGAGGUUCCAGCUCUGAGAGACAAUGUGGAGAGAAUAAAAUAGACUUUUAAUUGUGUCACGUCACUCUACGAGUGGGCUGCAAUAUUGCUGUCGCUGUAAUUCACUGUCCUAUGUGUUGCUGUGUGCAUGUGUGUAUAUCGUUUUGUACCAUAUUUCUAUUAGACUUUAUACUUUUCCUGUUAGUUGUUUAUGUGGAAAAAGACAAGUGUACUGAAUAAUGGCCCACAUGCACUUAAUGCAACAAGCUGAGGUAAUUUACAUCCCUUAUUUAGAGAUUGUUUCAAAUUCAUCCCGUGGCUCAUAUUUUCUCUUGCAAACUUGGCUUUCCUGAAAUAUGCUCAAACUGCAAACCACUUGGUGGGGGGGUAAAAAAAAUAAAUAAAUCAAAUGCUCGUCAGCCAUGUGUUGAAUUGAGAUGUGGGAUGCUUCAUGUAUUAUCACUGGGGUGUCACGAGACGAGACGAUGCACAAGAUUGGGUCUACGUGACAAGAGUUUAACAUUACUUUUAAGAAAAGUGCAAUUAAA